UUAUUCUGAUUCAAAAGCGCAUAAAUAAUUGUUAUGCAUUUUAAACAAAUUGUGCAAACACCGUGAAUUACAAGUGCCAUAGAGUAGACAUUGACAUGUGGUUGGAGUUAAGAGCAAGCGAUAAUUGCUUAAUAACAACAAAGCACAUUGAUUGAGAACUCAAAAGAGCAAAAAAAAAAAAGGGACAUCGACAUCGAUUUUUUACACCCUUUUCUUUUUUUGUGCAUAUAAAUUAGCACACAAAGAAGCGUGCGACAAGUGUGUUGGCGACAGGCAAAACCGAAGAGGCCGAAGCAGAGCUUUGUUGAAUCCAGUGGCAGUGCCAAACCAGAGGGACAGACACGGAAACAAACGCUCAAUGAGCGGGGGCGGCAGAGAGGAACACGAGCAGCAGCAGCAGCAGCAGGCGCGGCAAACAUCGCCAACGCCGUUGCCAGGCGUCUCAAGCGCAUCGACAUCGGCAGCCGCAGCAGCAGCAGCAGCAGCUAUAGGUGGCCUGGCAGUGGGAGUAGCUGCUGGAUCUAGUGGUGGGCGUGCCACGCCUGAAAUGAAACGUUCAGCAGUGCGCAGCCUUAUACAGCGGUAUUUCCAUCAAUUGCAGUCGGGCUGUGGCAAUGCACAUUGCACGAACGCCAACUGCGCUUCCAGCGGAAAGGUAGCAUCCAUGACGCCCAAUGAGGUGGCCGCACGUGCGCUGCAACUCUUCUCACAAGACGCACAGCUCUGCGACAGUGCCUCGCCAGCUCCGCCAGCCAGCAGUCCACAGCAGGAUGUAGAUAUGCUCUCACCGAAUGACAGCAGCAGCAGCAGUAGCAACAGUUCGACUAGUACCAUUACUUCCGCCAGCACAACUACGACAACCAGCACACAAUCCCAGUCUGCGCCGCAGAUCGAAGGCGAACGCACCACACGGCCAGGCAUGCUCAUUGAUCUGCUGGGAAUUCCAAAUCCUACGACAACUGCAGCCGCACAGGCAGAAUGCGCUUUACUAAAUGUUGACGACUCGGGCACCUGCACGCCCACGCGGCAGCCAACUGAGUUCCUAGACGCCGAAACACUGGAGGCCCUGUAUGAGCAGGGCCUGGCGUCGGACAGCUACGACAGACUGUGUCAAGCCAUAGCCGAUGUAUUUUCUAGCGUGGAUCGUCUAAGUAAGAGCUUUGUGUGUCGGCCGGGUCAGGAGCGACGGCAUUUGCUGGAAAAGUCGAAGAGUGGAAUGAACAAGGAGCAGCUGCGCGCCCUUGAAGGCGAACAUGAUAAGGACGAAGAUAGCACACAAGAAGCUGAAACUAACGAACAUCCCAACGUUAGCGAUAAUGAGCAGGAGCCAGACGAUGACGAUGAUGUACCCAUGCGUCAACCUAACCCUGACCCAAGCGAUGAAUUUUUGCACAAACCCUGCAGAGUGGAUUUUCGUGGCUUGCGUCAGAUUAAGCGUUUGCUUUUCGGCUCCGCCUGUCAAUCCAUCUCUGAAAAGGUGACCAGUUGCGUUGUACAGCUGGCGGACUUCAUACGCUAUAUGCGACUCUACAGGCAGGAUUCCUGGGAGCAAGUGCUGCAUUGUCUGAUCAUCUGCUUCGACAUGGUCACCAACACAACGGCCAGCAAUAGCCAGACAGACAUGGAGUAUGUGGACCGUGUGCUCUCCAAGCUUUGCCAUGCAGCAUCAAACAUGCCCGUGCGUGCUCAGGCGCGUUUGGCAGUAAUCUGGAGCGAAUACUGUCCGGAUCAGCUGCAGGAGCUGUUGUCCAUGUGCCAGCAGCAGAUAACGCUGGAAGUGCUCUCCGAUGAGGAGUCGGUGCGAGAGAAUGAGAAUAUCAUAAGCGUGACCAAAGUGCUAAAGAUUGUAUUCUAUGCCAAUAUCUUGAGCAGCGAGCUGGAGCGUCCGUCUUGCCGUCAACCGCUGGAGCAGGCCGAAGGCGAAGGCGCAGCUGCUGCUACCGCCACCGAAGAGGGCGAGGAUCUGUUUAUGUACAGCUCGCUUUCACAGCCCCACAUGCCGAAGUUUGCAGAGGAUCCAUUGGAGAAAUCCCUGCAAGUGUCAUACAUUGACUGCCGAAAUCCGCAUGUGCCACUGGAGGAGUUCUACAAUGAGGCGCUCAGCGAGCAUAUACAAAUGCAUCAAGACUAUUUGUCCUACAAGACGCUGGCCAUGGAGAGCGAGCUGGGCUCCAGUCAUACCAACUAUUUUUGCUUUAUGCUCUACGGUUUCAUACUAACGCCGGCUACCAAGGUGGAUGCCUUGUACUAUGACUGUCGCAUGCGUAUGUAUAGCGAACGCUACUCCUCGCUCUACUCCCGCAUGCACAGCUAUGGACAGGAUGGUCAGGAUGGUGCACGGCCUGAUCUCAAGCUGACUGUGCGACGCGAUCAGCUCAUAAACGAUGCGCUCAUUGGCUUGGAAUUGGUGGCCAUGAGCAAUCCUAAGGACUUGAAGAAGCAACUGGUGGUGGAGUUUGUUGGCGAGCAGGGCAUUGAUGAGGGCGGCGUAUCCAAAGAAUUCUUUCAGCUAAUUGUAGAGGAGAUUUUUAAUCCAGCCUUUGGCAUGUUUUUACUCCAUGAGGAGACUAACAAUAUGUGGUUCAAUGCCACACCAUUUGAGAAUGGCGCACAGUUUACUCUCAUUGGCAUCAUCAUUGGACUGGCUAUUUAUAAUAAUGUCAUCUUGGCCGUAAACUUUCCCAUGGUUGUUUAUCGCAAGCUUAUGGGAUACCGAGGGACAUUUUACGAUCUUUGCGAUUGGAGUCCCACGCUGUAUAAGAGUCUGAAAGACCUGCUGGAUUAUCAGGGCCAGGACAUGGAAGAGGUCUUUGAGCAGACCUUCAAAAUAAGCUAUAGCAAUGUCUUUGGCGAGGUGGUGGAGCACGAGCUAGUGCCAAAUGGUGGCGACGUGCUUGUCGGUCAGCACAAUAAGCUAAGUUUCGUUAAUCUAUAUGCGGACUUUCUCCUGAAUGUUGAUAUACAGCAACAGUUUAACGCCUUUCGCAAGGGUUUCGAAAUGGUUACGGACGAGUCACCGCUCAAGCUCCUCUUCAGGCCAGAGGAGAUUGAGAAGCUUGUCUGCGGCAGUCGCGAAUUCGAUUUUGUGGAGCUGGAGCACUCUACAGAGUACGAGGGCGGCUAUACAGAGGAAACGCAAAUCGUGCGUGAUUUCUGGAGUAUUGUGCAUGCCAUGCCACACGAGUCCAAGCGUAAGCUACUCGAGUUUACAACAGGCUCGGCUCGUGUGCCAGUUGGCGGUUUGAAGUGUUUAAGGCUGUUGAUUACGCGCCAUGGGCCAGACAGUGAUCGUCUGCCCACGUCACACACGUGCUUCAAUGUGCUGCUGCUACCGGAGUACAGCAGCAAGGAGAAGCUGGAAGAGCGUCUGCUCAAGGCAAUCAACUACUCCAAGGGCUUUGGCAUGCUGUAGUGUGUCAAAGUUUGUUUGGUUACACAUACCUCCAGCAUAGCAACAGAUACCACCUCCAGCAAACGAUGAUUAUUAAUUUUGAUGAGAUUUUUUGUUAGUUUUUUGGAUUCUAUGGCUUAUUUUUGAUACAAUUGUUCAAACGAGACAAUAUUCGACUUGUGCACAUGCUCAAUGUGACGCGAUUGGUGAGCAAGCGUGGGAGAGAGUGGCUGCUCCAAUUUAGUUUAGUAAACACUAAUGUUGUUUACUACAUUGCUCAGUUAUUUGUAUAUACCUUAAAAUAUUCGCAUACCCUUAUAUAUUUAUAUAUGUAAAAAAAAA
Molecule: messenger RNA, 3733 nt
Organism: Drosophila busckii
Lineage: Eukaryota; Metazoa; Arthropoda; Insecta; Diptera; Drosophilidae
Gene: Ube3a
Product: ubiquitin-protein ligase E3A
Exons: 8
Coding region: 359-3412 (1017 amino acids)
Biological process (GO): protein polyubiquitination
Molecular function (GO): ubiquitin protein ligase activity
Source: RefSeq, a predicted model, not a curated record